Molecule: messenger RNA, 1701 nt
Organism: Oncorhynchus mykiss (rainbow trout)
Lineage: Eukaryota; Metazoa; Chordata; Actinopteri; Salmoniformes; Salmonidae
Source: RefSeq, a predicted model, not a curated record
AAAAAAAGAAGAGGUUCAAUGGGAAAUUAUAAAUCAAGACCAACUCAGACAUGUACAGAUGAGUGGAAGAAGAAGGUGAGUGAGUCAUACUCUGUGAUCAUCGAGAGGCUGGAGGAUGACCUACGCAUCAAAGACAGCGAACUGACAGACCUCAACAGGUCUUCAGCUCUGAUGAAGCUUUCCAGAAAGUGAACUUGAAUUACCGGACAGAGAGCGGACUGUCCCUGUUGCAUCUCUGCUGCAUGUGUGGCGGGAAUAAAGUCCACAUAAGGACUCUGAUGCUGAAAGGCCUACGUCCAUCCAGGCUUACCAGGAAUGGGUUCACUGCUCUACACCUGGCUGUCUAUAAGGACAAUGCAGAGCUGGUGACGGCAAUGCUCCACGGAGGGGCAGACAUCCAGCAGGUUGGGUACGGUGCCCUCACAGCCCUGCAUAUCGCCACCAUCGCUGGGCACCAUGAGGCAGUGGAUAUCCUUCUCCAGCAUGGAGCCUAUGUCAACGUCCAGGAUGCUGUCUUCUUUACUCCUCUGCAUAUUGCUGCUUACUAUGGCCAUGACCAGGUGGCUAAGCUGUUGUUGAAGUUUGGGGCGGAUGUAAAUGUGAGUGGGGAGGUGGGAGACAGACCGUUACACCUGGCAGCCGCCAAGGGCUUCCUCAGCGUCGUAAAACUGCUGCUGGCAGAGGGGAGCAAGACUGAAGUGAAUGCUCAGGACAAUGAGGACCACGUCCCACUCCACUUCUGUGCCCGUUUCGGCCACCAUGAAGUGGUCCACUUCCUGUUGCAGGGCAACUUUGAGCUACAGCCUCACUCCGUCAACAUCUACGGAGACACCCCUCUCCACCUGGCCUGCUACAAUGGAAAGUUUGAGGUGGUGAAGGAGAUAGUGCAGCUGUCAGGCACAGAGAGUCUGUCCAAGGAGAACAUAUUUAGCGAGACCGCCUUUCACAGUGCCUGCACCUAUGGGAAGAGUCUGGAGAUGGUCAAGUUCCUGCUCGGUCAGAACGCCAUGAGCAUCAACCAUCAGGGCAGAGACGGACACACAGGUCUGCACAGUGCAUGUUUCCACGGCCACAUACGUCUGGUCCAGUUCCUAUUGGACAGCGGGGCUGACAUGAACCUGGUGGCUUGUGACCCCAGCCGGUCCAGUGGGGAGAAGGAGGAGCAGACCUGCCUCAUGUGGGCCUAUGAGAAAGGUCAUGAUACCAUCGUCACUCUGCUCAAACACUACAAGCGUCCCCUGGAUGACUCCCCAUGUAACGAGUACUCUCAGCCUGGCGGAGAUGGGUCCUACGUGUCUGUGCCGUCCCCCCUGGGCAAGAUCAAAAGCAUGACCAAAGAAAAGGCAGAUGUUCUUCUCCUCCGGGCCAGCCUCCACUCAAGCUUCCAACUGCAGCUCUCUGACCUGGAGUUCAAUGAGAUCAUUGGUUCAGGCUCAUUUGGAAAGGUCUAUAGAGGCAAGUGUAAGAACAAGGUCGUUGCCAUCAAAAGGUAUCGGGCCAACACGUACUGCUCCAAGUCAGACGUGGACAUGUUCUGCAGGGAGGUGUCCAUCCUGUGUCGUCUCAACCACCCCUGUGUCAUCCAGUUUGUGGGGGCAUGUCUGGAUGACCCCAGCCAGUUCGCCAUAGCCACCCAAUAUGUCUCCGGGGGCUCCCUGUUCUCCCUGCUGCACGAGCAGAAGAGGUGAGGCCCUAAGCUGA